This is a messenger RNA of Malurus melanocephalus (red-backed fairy wren), 3473 nucleotides long. RefSeq names its product proline-serine-threonine phosphatase interacting protein 1 (gene PSTPIP1). Gene Ontology annotation, molecular function: actin filament binding. Gene Ontology annotation, cellular component: actin filament; cytoplasm; plasma membrane. The transcript has 15 exons. Lineage: Eukaryota; Metazoa; Chordata; Aves; Passeriformes; Maluridae. The coding region runs from base 370 to 1638 and encodes 422 amino acids. Gene Ontology annotation, biological process: actin filament polymerization. The record is from RefSeq and is a predicted model, not a curated record.
ACACGCACCCAUGGCAAGGAGCAGCCUGACACCAUUUGACAUCUCCUUGCUUCCUCAUUUCAAUAUUAACUGUUCACCAGAAGAGAAACAGGUUUGGGGCGCGGGUGCUGAGCRCUCGCAUGUCUCUGUGGGUGAGCAACAGCUUUCCUGCCCUCUGUCCCUCCGCAGCCACAGGUCAUUUCUCUGAGCUGCCUGCAACUGCCACCUGCUAUUGGCACCAGGCUGGCUUCAGAGGGACAGAUCUGUGGAUGUGCUGCACUCUCUGCCUCGGCUGGGGUGCAGUGACAGGGCUCAGAGCUGUGCCUGCUGCUGCUCUCAUCCCAGAACGGACUUGCUGAAGGAUUCCUACCCCUCCACAGAGCAAUAAUAAUGACCCAGCUGCAGUUUAAAGAUGCUUUUUGGUGCAAGGAGUUCACUUUCCACACCGGCUAUGAGGUGCUCGUGCAGCGGCUGCUGGAGGGGAAGAAGAUGUGCAAAGAUGUGGAGGAUUUGCUCAAGCAGAGAGCACAAGCAGAAGAGAGAUAUGGGAAAGAGYUGGUUCAAAUCGCCCGAAAAGCAGGAGGACAAACAGAAAUCAACACACUGAAGGCAGCAUUUGAGAUGCUCAAGCAACAAAUUGAAAGUGUUGGAAACUCUCAUAUCCAGCUGGCAGUAAUGCUGAGGGAAGAACUGAAAGGAAUAGAGGAGUUCCGAGAAAGGCAGAAGGAGCAAAGAAAAAAGUACGAGGCUGCAAUGGAGCGCAUGCAGAAGAGCAAACUGUCCCAUUAUAAGAAAACAAUGGAGUCCAAGAAGACCUAUGAGCAGAAGUGCAAGGAGGCAGAUGAGGCUGAGCAGUCCUUUGAACGCACCAGUGCUUCAGGCAACCAAAAGCAAACAGAAAAGAGCCAGAACAAAGCCAAGCAGUGCAGAGAUGCAGCAAAUGAAGCAGAGAACGUGUACAAACAGAACAUCGAGCAGCUGGAUAAGGUCAGGACAGAGUGGGAACACGAACAUAUCAAAACCUGCGAGGUCUUCCAGCUCCAGGAGUGCGACCGCAUCACGAUCCUGCGGAACUCGCUGUGGGUGCACUGCAAUCAGCUGUCGCUGCAGUGUGUGAAGGAUGAUGAGCUGUAUGAAGAGGUUCGGGUCAGCUUGGAGAACUGUGUUGUAGAGUCAGACAUAGACUACUUCAUUAAGACRAAAAUGACAGGAACACAACCUCCAGAUGCAAUAGGGUACGAGAACUACUACACCAGAGAUUCCUACAGGCGCAACAGCAGCCCCACCCAGUCCUGUGGGAUGAUGAAGAGGUGGGUGACAAACCUCAGUUCCCAGAACAGAUUCUCUGGACUACUGCAUGGGAGCAGCAAAAACAACACAGAAACUUCCUUCAACACACAGGCCAUUCCUUCAGCCCCUCCUCUGGCAGAGAGAACAGACGGAGUCUAUGCAUCCAUUUUUGUAAAUGAAGAAGCUGGGAUCACAUCAUCACAGGACUACAAAGUACUUUAUGACUACACAGCCCAGAACACAGAUGAACUGGACAUCAGUGAAGGAGACAUUGUAGUUGUCAUUGCAGAAAAUGAGGAUGGAUGGUGGACAGCAGAAAGGAAUGGGCAGCGAGGCUUCGUGCCAGGGUCUUAUCUUGAAAAGCUUUGAUAAAAARAAGUCCCAGCCCUCAGACUUUACAAAUAUUCUAUUACUGAAAACAACCAGCACUCRAGGUCUGCUUCAGCUGACCAAGGGCAUCUCAAUAAUGUUUUCUACAAUUAUCAGUCAGAAAAAGAACAACUGACCAUGCUUUUCUCUCCCUUGCUCCUGCCUCAUCCCAGCAUCUUCUGGCCUACAYUGUCUGCAAAAACCAUCAUCACUGCUGAGAGAUUAGGAUUAGGAUGUCUUGACAUAGUCCUACCCUCAGCACACUGUGCUGCUAGCAGCAUUGCAAAGCUUGGCAAAACAKGGAGGAAAAUCCUGCCCAGAUUUCAACUGCAUGAAGGAAAAAGGUCAGGGAAGCAAGUGCAGGAUAAAGGACUGUCCUCCAGCCAGCCUAUGAGCCACCCUCAUGGUGACAGCAGCCACCUUCUCUGCCAUGGAUCCCCUUCUCUCCCUGCACAGGCCAUACUGGCAUUUUUGACAGUGGAUGGUUUAUCAGUCAUUGACAAAAAUACAAAAAACAGUGAAUGCAGCAACAGAGGAACACCUGAAGGACYGAGACACAUCCUUUAUAUGAAAACUUGAGGCACUUCCCAUCACAACCAUCUCCUCACACAAUGAAAUCCAUGCUAGCCAUGGCUCUGCUCUGCACUGGAUUCUGGGACAGAUGAUGGGCCCAAGGCUUGCUUUUGCCUUGGUUGGAAGGUUUCCCCAACAUCUCUCUGGGAUUUUGAAGUUUAAAAAUCCAACAACACAAAGAGCAGCUAAGCCAAGCCUCCAGCAGUGCUGCACUGCCAUGAUUGCUCUUCUCUGAGCACCGAGGAAUUGCCAAUUGCCUCUUCCUGCAAUCUGCACACCCGUGUCAGCAGGGCAGCCUUUUCCACCCGGCUCAGCCUCUCCUCCUCUGCCCCAGGCUGCUCUGUCUCCAUCUGCUGCCUGCAGCCUCUGCACUCUGGGGUUUUUGGCACAGGGACAUCCUGGUUUCUUUCCAGGCACUUUUAAUGUGCUCAUUCUUCAACAAACCCUCUUCAAAGAAGGUUGUAUUUGUUGGUUUGAACAUUGUGCAGGUUCACUGUAUUUCACAGAUUUCAGCUCUUAUCARUCUUUCUAGUUUAAUAUUUAAGAAUGUUUCCAACUGUUACUGUGCUGUACAAGGGAUUGAUGAACAGCUUCUGCUACCCCUCCCUUCCCAGUAUUUCAAGAUAGUUAAAAGAAUACUAAAACCCGGUGAUUUAAUUUGAAUCAGAGCAAACUAUUUCUGGGGGCAGAAUGACCCUUUCUACAGUAUCACAAAGGUUUCAGGUCUUAAAACUGAAUCGAAACAAUGAAAAUUAAUCCUAUUGCUACCUGAAAUUCACAGGGGAGGGAGAAACUAUUGGCUCAGGCACAGCAGGAAAGAAAAAUGAAAUUUAGAUAAAGGAAAAAAGCUAUAAUGGUCAAUGCAAUCUUUCCUUAAAUGAAACACAAUGAAGGUCAGAGACACUUGCAGAACCUUAUUGGAAUUCUUCAAGAAUGGAAUAGAAGUUGCUGCAGGCCCUUUUUCUUUAGCUCCCUGCAGUCCUUUGCACAGGCACACCUGUCCUUCCYACAUUCCAAGUGCAGCACAUCCAUAUCAGUGCUGAAGAGCUCCCAGCCCCCAGCAUUAGCACGGGCUCCUGAAGAGCUGGGAUGGCACCGAAGGCAGCAGUGUAAGAACAGCAGUGCUCACCCAGGCUGCAGAGGGAAGGAGAGGUUUCUGUGACUGACAAAGAUACACAAUAGCUUCAGCUGGGCCAGGACAUUGUGAGUGGAGGCUGCCUCACAAUCACAGCAUCCCUUGAUAGCUACUGCAGGAGAGGAAA